Oncorhynchus mykiss (rainbow trout) is the source of this 7308-nucleotide messenger RNA. RefSeq lists its product as uncharacterized. The record is from RefSeq and is a predicted model, not a curated record. NCBI's taxonomy places the organism in Eukaryota, Metazoa, Chordata, Actinopteri, Salmoniformes, Salmonidae.
UACGAUCCAAUCCGGCCAAUUGUCUCGCCCUGAUCCGAGAGCGAGAUUCAUGUAUUUAUUUGUUCGUAAACAAAUCUGUAAUUCUUGCAAAAAAAAAACAUUGGCAGUUAGCGUAUAACUAUUUUGCAAAUAUACGGUUAGCAAGAUUUUAAAGAGACAUCUUGCCAUCUCUGUAUACUGGCUUACAAAGUAGCUAGGUUUUGAAAUGUAAUGCUAAACUGCCUUUUCGCCUUCCCAUCAAGAGCCGCUUUCCACCGGAAGCGCAGUUGAGAUAGAAAUCAUUAGUACGGGACGUCUGGAUGGAACAGCAAAUUUGAAUUUUAUCUAGGAGUUUGUAGGGCACGUCUUGGGGCGAGUUUGGUAAAGCCACAUAUCCACAGUGGGCGCAGAGCUCUGGUCGAGGCCCUUCAGCCCAUGUGUGAUGAUGUUGUCAUCUGUUUCGGCUGAUCCAAGAGGUGGUCAGCAGCUCCCCGGCUCCACGUCGGUGGGUCCAUGCCCUUCUCUCUCCCAGCUGUACCAUGAACAACUGGCCACAGGGUGCAGAGAGACUAGCAAGGACCAGAGGAAUGCUGCGGAGGAUGGAGGACCUCUGGUGACCGUGACUAUGUCUCACAGACCAGCAGAGAGCAGAGAUAGAGAUGGUAGUCUUGGGAUGGACUCUGGUGUGAGAGAGAGACAGACUCUGGCAGAGCACAGGCAGAGGGCUUUGGGUUCAGUCUCCAGUUUGAGAGGGACUGCAGGCUCUUCCGAUUUCAGAAGAACAGAGACACAAGUGUCAGACCAGGUCCAAGGCACCCAAAGAACCGGCAACAAAGGCAAUGUCUGGGUUCAUCCAAAACAACUAGAGCCUACCUCCCCUCCUCAGGUGUGCCCCUCUGAUCCUACUCCCCCGGCUGGCCCCACGGGAGAGCAGCUGGGGACCCUGAAGCGCUGCCUGGAAGCCCACCAGGCAGAGAUGAAGCGGCUGCUGACGGGCUCCCUCGGCUCCCUGUGCCAGCGUCUGGAGGUGGUGGAGAGGAGGAUGGAGCAGCUCUGUGAGCAGGGCACCACACAUGGCAACAGCCUGGCUCUGCUCAGGAUCCAGGUGGGCCAGCUGGCAAGAGGGAUGACUGCUGCUGUCGCCAAACAGGACCUGUCACCUCUCCAUGGUCUGGGAAAGGAACCAAGAGUGCUGAAAGAAGAGGACUUCACCAAGUUGUUACCACACAGUCCUAACCCUUUGUGCAAUAUGGGCUCCUCAGGAGCAGACUUAGACAAGGGGAGUGUCACUGGAUGUCAAUGGAUGAUGACAACGACGUUUUCACCCAGCCACAGUCCGGCCCCGAGCCGUGACCACAAAGAGGGGUUAGGUGGGAAAAUGAAAAGAACAGAGUCAGGCCGGUCCGUAUCCUCCAUGGGAAAAGCUCCCUCUAAGUCGGUCACUGAGGGGAGCAAACAAGGGAACUACUCCCCUGUGUCGGACUUUGAAGAUCUGGACAUGGAGCUGGCGGCCGAGAAGGGGCGGGACGCUCUUAACUGGUUGGUCAAUUCUGCCCUGGCAGACACAGAGUCUAGUGACAGCCAGGAAGUGCCCCUUCCAUCCCCUUCGCAGAAGGCACAAUCUGGGAACAGGAGAGAGAGUAUAGAGACCCAUCCACACUCUCCUCAUGUACACUUCCCCACUGAAUCCCAAGGCCUGUCCAAAAGCACUGAGGUCCAUAAGUGUCCACUUACGGGUAAGGGUAGGACUAUGGCUGCAUUUCCUGAUGGGGUACAGUUGAGCGCUAUAGGAGCUUUCUCUCUGUCGCCACAUUCCGUUGAAGUUGUAAGGUCAUCUAGGCCUGAGCACGCGGGAAGAAUAGCUCCUGCUUCAACUAACAUCCAACUUAGGAUCACCAGCCCACCUCGCACUGACCACACGGCCUACACUCAGUUCUCCAAAGAGGCAGAGAAAGACCAGAAGCCUGAGAGGAAGAGGCGGAACAAGAGGGAAGCGAAGGCACACUCGGUCAAUGAGUUUAUCUCUUCCGCCACUAAGUCCGUCAAGAGUAGCUUCUCUGCUCAGAUACAGGACCAACCACAGGUUGGUGUGGGCAGGGAGGCAGCCGAGGAGAGGCAGCAGAGUCAACAACACAAGCAGACUCUAAACUUUACAAUACCUCAUCAGCAACACAAUCCAUUGUCCCACGCCCAGCUGAAGUCUCCAGAUGGAGCAUCAUCACUAUCAGGUUCAGUCUUUGCACCCUCUUCCUGGUCCCCUCUGUCCUCCCCACCCAUGUCUGGCUACGUGGACCCUCAGAAGGGCAAACAAGCCACGGAUCGAUCCUUCCUGCACUUCCACUCUUCCAGCCCCUCUCUAGACUCCUCCGUAGCCUCCAAGCUCUCCUCUCCUCGAAAUGGCUCUUCUAAAUCUCUCAUGGUUGGUGUUAGAUCCAUCCACCCCCAAGGCCAGGCCCUCCUACUCCAGCUGUCGAACACAGCCAGCCAGCUUGUACCUUCCAGCCCAUCCCCGGAGCUCCCCUCACCCCCGGAUGGUGGUCAAAGUAGAAGGGGGAACAUCCCGUGCGUCUUCAACUCCAAGCUCAAGAACCACUGGAAUAAGGACCGGUCCUCCUGUAAGAAGCGGCCCCUGAAAGGCGUUCGCAGCACUAGUGGUGCUCUAGCCAUGUCUCUCCCGGAGCUGGAGGAGGAGACGUCGCAGCACCACUGGCAGCCCCUGGUGAUUCUGGGCAGCCCAGUCUUGCCUCUGUCCCCCCUGCAGCUAGGGCCCCUAGCCCAGACCUUCUCCUCCUUAUGCUGUAGCAGCAAGGCCCUGGACAGAGACUCUUCUACCCUGCAGCACGGCCUCUUCCAUGCCACAGGCCAGUUCCCCAUGUCCCUCUUCAGCCAGAUGGGCUUCUCCAAGUUCUCCAAGGCGGGUCUGAGCACCGUGCUGGCUGCAUCCUCCCCCGCUUCCUUCCGCCACUGGUUCAGACACAAGUGCCCCAUGCCCCUCAUGAGGUUGUCGGCCACAGCGGUGGAGACGGUGAUGUGUCAGAUUAUAGAGUCACAGAAGAAGUACAUGUAUCCUCCCCUCAAGGACUACACAGGCCCUCCUGGCCUGGACAAUGACCACAGUUAUGCUCAAUCGUGCAGUCAAGAAGCUACCUCUGUCAGAAUGUCUAGCACAGCAAGCAGUACGUCUCUCACCUUCUCACCGACAAGGCGACGUUGGGUCAGACUCCCCCCAGAGCGGGCCCUUUCCAGCCCCAAGACCAGUCAUAGCCACAGCCCCAAGACCAUGCGUCUGGAUAACCAGCCCGAGCCUGUGCCCAGCUUUGCCAUCGCCAGUGCCAACGUCAAAUACCCUGGUCUGCAUGGCCGCAGCCCAACCAGAGAGGGUGGUCUGUAUGAUGCGAGUGUGGGAACCCAGCCAUGCCAGCGCUCCAAGAGGGUAUCCCAGAUCCGCAUUCGGAAGACUGUUCCCAAACCAGACAACAACCUCACUCCCAUGGGCUUGCCCAAACCAAAGAGACUGAAGAAGAAGGAGUUCAGCUUGGAGGAGAUUUACACCAACAAGAAUUACAAAUCACCCACUCCCAACAGGAGCCUGGAGACCAUCUUCGAGGAGCCCAAGGAGAAGAACGGAUCUCUGGUCUGCAUUGGCCACCAGAAGAGGAAGCGUGUACUGGACUUCCCCGACUUCACAUUGCCGCGCAAACGCAAAGUCCGGGCCAACAUGACUCCCCUGCGCGUAAAGGGCCCCAGGGGGCGUAGUCGGCGGGGGAGGCCUGACGAUGCCGACCUGGAUGUCAUGCUCAUCGAGAGGCUGAGCGAGCUGGAAGACUUCUUCACCCGCCAAGGCCUGGAGGACUGAGCAGUCCCACAAUACCCCCUAUUUCACAUCCAAAUACAAACUCUCACAAAUGGUACCCUAUUCAUCAUAGUGCUCUACUUUUGACCCAAGCCCAUCGGGUCAAAGUAGCAUAUUAUAGAGUGAACAAGUUAUCAUUUGUGACAUGCUACACACAUGCAUUGCAUACGGUUCAUCAUUCUCAGUUUUUGGACAGCUUGUUUUGUAAAUUGAUUGGGCUUAUGAAACUGGAUUUUAAUAAUUAGAGCAUGUUAAGAGAUUUCUAUGAUCGUGUUAGGUUUUUCUACUUCGGGGCCCCUGAAAUGCCCAUUCAGAUUAUUUGUUUUAGAACUGGCAGACUUUGAAGUGCUAGAAAAAAUGGACUUAAUGUGUGCCUUUUAUGAAAAUUUAAACUCAAUCCAGCAAAGACAGGAUUUUUAUGAUAGAUAAUGAAUAGUGGUUGAACAAUUACUACUUUGUUCUUAGGAACUAUAAUUGAACCUGUGAUAACAGAAUUGUGGGUGCUCAUACUUGGAUGUGUGCGUUCGUACACACACAUGGAGCAUUCGCAUUGUGAACACAUGGAAGACAAGUUUGACAACCCAUACCUGAGCACUUUCCCUCUUACCUCAUUCAGAUUUCUCAUCAACUCAUUCAUUAAAUUGUUGUUUUGAACGGGACCUUGUGAGGACACAACCGUUUCUGACAGUCAACGGUAUAUUUGCAGCUUUACUCCCCUGAUGACAGCCUCACUGCUAGCCUGGCCUUAGGAAUGGCGGUAACUGACCAACUGGAUUGGUGCCCCAUGUCUCUCUACCUCCUCAUGCAUUGUUGGGAAAGAUGCUACAUGUGGGGGCAUCAGUUCAGUACAUCUCCCUGAUAACCCGACUGGGAUCUAGAUGAUGAGGAUUUCCCAUCCUGAAUCAUAGUGAAACAAUACAUAUAUUUUGCAGUAUUUGUAAAGAAAAGGAAAAGUCCAUGAUUAACAGUCUUUUUCACCUGAUGUGCAUCAUCCGGUCCAUCAUCUGAUGUGCGAACACAAUUUGAUACAUAUGUGAAAAUGUUAUUUUCCUAUAGAUGGUAUAUUAUCUCUACUUCAGUGUUGAGGACCUAGAUCAGGACUGGACAAACUAUGAGCCCAUACGAUCUGGCCCACGGGAUGUUUGAGUAAUACAAGUUUAAAGUAAAAAUUAUUAUUUUGGGUUAGAUAAAAUACUCAAGGCCACUCUUGGUCAUUUAAAUCUAGAUGGUAUGUAGAUAUUAUAAUGGGCUUAUAUAUUUCCAAAUAACUGAAGUUUUUCUGGGCCGCAAAUUGAUUUUAACAAACCCGUCCGUCCCCAAAAAAUCUGUGCGGCCCUCCAUUGAAUUUCGAAAUCCUGAUGUGGCCCUGAAGCCAAAAGGUUUGCCUUUCCCUGACCUAGCUACACAGUCGUACUACGAGGCCAUUUUGGGUUGAAAGGCCUCAAGGUUUAAGUCCCUUGGCUCACUGUAAAGAACUGGAAACUGGAUUCUUUUUUUUUUUUGCAGUUUCUUCCUGUGGAUUGAUUUUCCUUUUUGGUGCAUCAUUUUUCUUUGGACAUAUGAAAUAUGCAACAUCUUUGUGUUUAGAUUUUUUUUGUAGACAGCCCCUUUUUUGUUUAAACUGUCAUAGACUUCAAACUCCUCUGCAUAGGGACUCUUGACACCAUUGACCAUGUCUGUCUCCCAGUAUUCUAAUGCUGGAUGGUCUCAGGUUAGGGUUAUUCAAUUGUCUGGCUGUGAUAUGGCCUCAUCUUCUAAUAGCUGCCGAACAUUUCUAGGGACAGGAUUUUUCCUGAACAUGUGUCCUGGAAAAACUCUGGGCCCUAGUUAUCUCAAUUGCAUACUCCUUGUGUCCUUCUCCUUUUCAAAACCCAUUGGAUGAGAGAGCCAGAGGUCCCUUCCCUCUGCCCUCCAAUGGGUUUUAAGAAGUAGACAAUGUGAGGCGUUUUCAAUUGAGAUCUUCCCACAGAAUCUUUCAGGUGGUCACAUGGUCAGGAAAAACUCCUGGCUCUAACCAUUUUCCAAUGGAUAAGAAUGUGUUUGAGGAUUACAAGUAAUGUGCACUGAGUGGUCCUGUGCUUGGAUAAGUGAGUGUGGGCUGCGUGCCUGUAGAUAUUGUCCUAAUUCCUAUUGCUGCUAAACCGCCUACCUAGUAUAUUAUAUUGCAAAAUGUAUAUUAUAGAUGUUAAAGUUCAGAAUGGAUUUUUUUGUUUUGUUAUUUAAAAACUUUAUUUUUUACAUGUGAUCCAUAAAAUCCACAUCAGUCCAUGCCACAUGAUGUGGAGCAAAAUAUGGAUCCACUAACUGGUCUGUCUUACAACAGCAUUUACCCAUCUUCUCUUUGUGAGUGUGCAUUAAUCUUUCAUAUAAAGUUAAAUCAGGCCUGUAAAUAGGUCCAUUAAGAACUCUGAUGCCUUAGAUUGGAAGACCUAGCUUGGUUGCCUGAUCUGUUUCUAAACUUCUAGCAUUGUCAUACCAAACAGCCUGUCCUUAAUGCAAUCUCAUUUUUACAUUGAAUAAUGACUGUGGAGAUAAGUUUCUGCUUUAACAAAAUCCUUAUCUAGGAACCAGCAAUGAAAUAGUUUGUAGUGUUUAAUUCAUUACCAUAAUUCUCAUCAUGCAUUAUUUUUAAAUCAUGACCAUUUAUUAUGGAACACUCAUUUGAAGUGAAUACUUUGUCUAUCUGGGGUCAAUCAUCAUUACAUAUCAGAUAGGUCUUUGUUCUGAAUCAAGUAGAAACAUUCAGCUCAGCAUCAGCACACAUUGACAUAAUCCUUUCAUGAAUUGUUCAGAACAAUUUUUCAAGUGUCAUUACCUGACGGAUUUAAUGGGGUUUGCAUUUAACACCCAAGUAUUCCACUGUUCAAACUUCUCCAUAACUUAUACAGUGUUCUGCCGUUAUAAAAAAAGUUCUGGAGGUAUUUUUUUUUUUUUUUGUCAUUAAUUUUCUCUUGUAUUUUUUUGUAUGGUUACUUUCUAAGAGAGCCUUCAUGCGGAUUGCAAUCUUUGUAUAUACUCCUCCACUGCCCUGGACCUAUUUGCCAGUAGAUUUGCUAGUGUGGCAAAAGUCUGCACAUAUUUACUCCCAAAGAGCCAGACCCUGUGAAGUGUUCUAGUGCCCCUUCUCUUCCUCACUCUGACCUCUGCUCUUGAGGCCAGAGAUGGAAUGGUAGAAAAAUGUGACAAAGUUAUUGGUGAGUGAUAUGAAAUCUUUUUUCUUUUAAUUUGACAAUAACAGGAUUCUUUAGUUUACACUGGUGUGUAGUGGAAAACGUGACACAUUUUGGGAACCCCCAUGUCUGAAAAUAAAACUUUAUAUUGCUUUUUAUUUAUUUUUUAAUUCUUUAUUUCAUCCUAUGUUAAGUGAUGGGCACUUACCGUAGACAUGCAUCUCACAGGCCAACACUAAAGAUUAGUAUUGUCAAUCAUUUUAAUUGUAAUAUAUUUUACGAAUAAAAUAGUGUAUUUGUGUAAUU